Messenger RNA from Paracoccidioides brasiliensis Pb18, 1026 nucleotides. RefSeq lists its product as uncharacterized. The coding region runs from base 1 to 1026 and encodes 341 amino acids. The record is from RefSeq and is a predicted model, not a curated record. The transcript is spliced from 7 exons. Gene Ontology annotation, molecular function: oxidoreductase activity, acting on the CH-OH group of donors, NAD or NADP as acceptor.
AUGACACGAAUCCUGCUGACAGGCGGAAGCGGUUUCAUUGCUGCUCAUGUUCUUGAAAUCCUCCUCCAGCAUGGCCACUCGGUGGUAACUACAGUUCAUUCAGAAGAAAAAGUCCGGAAAAUUAAAGAUGCUUAUCCAGAUGUCCCUAAGGACAAGCUGGACUUUGCUAUUGUGGACGACAUCGCGAAACUUGAUGCAUUCGACAAGGCCGUGAUUUCGGAUCCGCCGUUCGAAUAUGUUAUUCACACCGCCAGCCCAUACCACUAUAGAGUAACUGAUUUCAGGAAGGAAUUGGUAGAUCCUGCUGUCAAUGGCAUUGUUGGUAUCCUUCAUGCGAUCAAACGGAGCUCCCCAACUGUUAAGCGUGUAGUCAUCACGUCUUCCUUUGCCGCCAUAAUUGACCUGAAGAAGCCUCCUACCUACGCCUUUUCAGAAGUGGAUUGGAAUCCUGUUACUUAUGCUGAAAUUUAUUUCAGCCCCUCCAACGCGUAUCGAGCAGGAAAGACAUUCGCUGAAAAGGCCGCCUGGGACUUCAUGGAGCAGGAAAAGCCGAACUUCACAUUAGCAACGAUCAACCCUCCGGCUGUGCUGGGCCCUAUCAUCCACGGCAUCUACUCGCUUGACAAGAUCAACACCUCUAAUGAGCGCAUUCGUGGCCUAAUCAUAGGGGCUUAUAAGACCAGCUGCCCAUCGUCUACUGAAUAUCUCUGGGUUGACGUACGUGAUGUCGCACUCGCUCACGUCCUUGCCGCCGAGAAGCAGAAAGAAGCUGCGAACCAGCGCUUCUUUGUGACCGCGGGCAAGUUUAGCAACCGCCAACUAGCUGAGAUCAUUUAUGAUGAGUUUCCCCAAUUUAGGGAGAAGCUGCCAACAGGAGAAGAGGCAUUGAAACCAGGUGAUUUCCCUCCUGAGGGCAGUUAUGGGUUUGAUAAUGAGAAGUCCAAAAAGGUUUUGGGGUUGCAGUAUUACUCAUUGAAGGAGAGUGUGAUUGAUGCUGUGAAGAGCCUUCUGAAGGCUAACAGGUAG